Messenger RNA from Bombus impatiens (common eastern bumble bee), 1057 nucleotides. RefSeq lists its product as uncharacterized. Lineage: Eukaryota; Metazoa; Arthropoda; Insecta; Hymenoptera; Apidae. The record is from RefSeq and is a predicted model, not a curated record. The coding region runs from base 469 to 777 and encodes 102 amino acids. The transcript has 2 exons.
ACAGUCAACACUCUUUCUGUGUUGCCAUUGGUAGAGUGUUAUUUCAGCUAGCAACCAAUACUGUGUACCGUAAUUAACUUAUCGUAUAUUUUGCAAAAAUAUUAAUAAUAAUAAUUUAAUAUAUUUUAAUGUAAUUUUUUUAUAUAAACAUCUAUUCAUGUAUUGUUGACAAAUUAAAGUUUCUUAACAUAUAUCUAAAAUACAAAGAUAACCAAUGAAAAAGUAGUACUCGACAAGAUUUUAAACUCAUUUCUUAUGUCUUAAGCAUGGCCUUAAGCUUAAGUUAAAUUUUAAGUCAGUUAUAUUUGAUUAUCAAAAUUGAUAAUCACUGGAUAUAUUGUACUAUUUAUUGUAUACUCUACAUACAUAUGUUGAAACUUCCCAUAAUGUAUUAUAUCUUAUAAUCCAUUAUUUUGUUGGUUGGAAUUUAUAUCAUACAUCAGUUGUAUACAAUUUUGAUGUGUUCAAAUGGAUAGUGGUGAUAUUGAUGCUAAAGUUGAAAUUCAAAAGACUCUGAUAUCUCUUAACGAAAUAACAUUAAAAAUAAAAAAUGAGUUGAACAUAAUUAAUGACCUCGUGAAAAAGGAUGGACAACUUCACACAGCUGUGGUUGAUGCAAAUAAAACAUUAACUGUAGUAGCCCAAGAUAUGGGCAUAAAUGUUAAGAAUAUUUUAAGUAAUGAGAAAAGUGAAAAUGAAUCUCAAUUCAACUUAAGGGAUAUUAUAUCUUCUGCUGCUUUCCAAGAAAAAAUAUUGGCAUGUUUAAAUAAUAUGUGAUCUUUAUUAUUUUUAAUAAACAUUUUGUAUAUUUAUAUUUACAAAUUGUCUUAUACAAAGAGUAGAAACAAGUACAAAGUUCAUAUUUUUUUAACCUUUACCUGCUUUUCAUUAUUAAAGCUUUGAUUCUGUCAACCAAUCAAACUUUUGUUGUUUACGUUCAGCCUGGGGAUUAAUCAUAAUGUUUAUCAUGCUAGGAGAAUCAUUGACCUAUAAGAAAUUUAUUCAUUAAAGCUACUGAAUGUUAUAAGAAUUAAAUGAAAAAUACAAAUUAUAUUUA